CCCUAGGCUCGAGGCUCAGGAGUCAGUACAUAAUGAACGCCCCCAAACCCUACUCAGCCUUUGUUUCGCUCUGCCAUUCCAUCUGCAUAGCCUUGCUCGUUGAGAAUCCUGUGUUCGCGGUCAUGUCGCUCGUUAAUAUGAAAGCUUCCCACUCAUUUCUGUUGUUAGCUCUGGCUACGAUUGCCAGCGCUCAGUCUGCUCCAGACUUUCCGGUGCAAGUGUCGACGAAUCUGCGGGUUGAUUUCCAGAGUUCUUCGACCAGCGUCAAGCCGGCCGGCGUGCUGAUCUCUCGCGAUGACGUCCUUGAUGCCCCAACGGUCGACGGGCCACUAGACUCGUCUUCCACACUGGACUUCAUGCUCUUCAUGAUCGACCAAGACGCCACGUCGCCGGACGACGCCAACACCCGCGUGCAGUUCCUCCAAUACUAUCAGCCCAACCUGGGCGGAGCAUCAGAAGUGCUCUCCGACUUUGGGAGCGAUGCCCAGAAUUUCACCUCCGCCCCGGCUGUGUCGUACAUGGCGCCCACACCGCCCGCCGGGGACCAGGCGCAUCGGUACACGCUGCUGCUGUACUCACAGCCCAAGGAUUUCAGCAUCCCAUCGUCAUUCCAGUCGUUCUUUGACUCCUCAGAUUCGGACGCCCGGCUCGGCUUUGAUAUGGCUGGGUUCGCCGACGCUGCCGGGCUCGGCCAACCCGUCGCCGCGAAUUGGUUCGAGGUCCAAAACACCUCGCAGCCGGCGACAACUACUACGACAUCGAGUUCGAGCACGACCACGACCACGACCACGACCACGACCUCUACAUCCACAUCUACGACUACAUCGACAUCUGACUCUACAUCUACAACUUCUUCUAUCCCCAGCUCGAGCUCGACCUCCACCCAGGCGUUCGUAUCAAACACCACGAUGACAGUCGCCACUGUUACGGCAUCGGCCACUGGAGGCGACUCUAAUAGCCCGAUGCCUGCUGGACCAUCAACCAUAACGACAGUGACGACGGCAGGACUGCCCACCACUACAGACUCGCCCAGCGCCAGCGUCCAGACGAGUCCGAGCGCGAGCGCAAGCGUCAGCCUAGCCAGCGGCUCAAGCGCCGGCAUGAUCGACGUGCGUGACAGCAUGAGCGGGCUGGUUGCGGCGUUGGUGUUUGGCGUCGCGGGUGCUGGGCUCUGGCUGCUGUGAGAAGAACCGUGGCCACCCUGUCCGGGUCUCAUCAUGAUUUUGUUUAUGACUUGUAUCAUAAGGGCAUUUGUAUAUUAGGAGCCCCCACACUGCUAGAUUUCGAGCACGUAUUUUAGAUGGAAUUGAUGAACAGGGUUAAAAGCUCAAGAGCUUCGACCGCUGGGGAUUCAACAGGAUGACAUUGAAG
Messenger RNA from Cladophialophora immunda, 1371 nucleotides. RefSeq lists its product as uncharacterized. The transcript is spliced from 2 exons. The coding region runs from base 33 to 1184 and encodes 383 amino acids. The record is from RefSeq and is a predicted model, not a curated record. Gene Ontology annotation, molecular function: peptidase inhibitor activity; phospholipid binding. Gene Ontology annotation, biological process: regulation of Ras protein signal transduction; regulation of proteolysis. Lineage: Eukaryota; Fungi; Ascomycota; Eurotiomycetes; Chaetothyriales; Herpotrichiellaceae.